Molecule: messenger RNA, 630 nt
Organism: Parastagonospora nodorum SN15
Lineage: Eukaryota; Fungi; Ascomycota; Dothideomycetes; Pleosporales; Phaeosphaeriaceae
Exons: 2
Coding region: 1-630 (209 amino acids)
Source: RefSeq, a predicted model, not a curated record
AUGAAGUCCGCCAUCUUUCUCACCAUCGCUUCGGCGACUCUCAUUUCUGCUGCCCCAGCACCCGUCCACCUUACUGCGCGCGCGCCGCCCAACAUUCCCUCCGCCAGCCAAGCCCGCACUCAGCUCGCAGGACUGACUGUUGCUGCUCAGGGCCCGCAAGACGGCUACUCUCGCGACCUGUUCCCGCACUGGAUCACCCAAUCCGGAGCCUGCAACACGCGCGAAGAGGUGCUCAAGCGUGAUGGUACCAAUGUCGUAACCAACUCUGCGUGCGCAAGCACCAGUGGAAGCUGGGCCAGCCCUUACGAUGGUGCAACCUGGACCGAUGCAGCCGAUGUUGAUAUCGACCACAUGGUGCCGUUGAGCAAUGCUUGGAAGUCUGGCGCCGCAUCAUGGACCACUGCCCGUCGUCAGGCCUUUGCCAACGACCUGACCAACCCCCAACUCCUGGCUGUCACUGACAACGUCAACCAAGCCAAGGGCGACAAGGGCCCCGAGGACUGGAAGCCCCCGCUAACGAGCUACUACUGCACGUACUCGAGGAUGUGGAUCAAGGUCAAGAGCGUGUACGGCUUGACCAUUACGAGUGCGGAGAAGACUGCAUUGACAAGCAUGUUGGGAACGUGCUGA